GGGACCAUAUGAGAGACCAAUGUAGUGAACUUCAACAGAAAAGUACAUUAUUCUAUUCUGUCAAUACUUGCAGUGAUAGUAAAGGCUGUGUUAUCAGUGAAAGUGAGUCUUGCGAUGAAAGCCCAAUAGGUUCGAGUGUCUAUGAUGGUUAUUUGUCCGAUUCUGUUAACUAUAACUGUAGUAACUAUAACUGUGAUAGAAAUAUGUCUAAUCUUUUUGUUAAGGGGGAGAUGUCAUCCACUUUCGGAAAUCAAGAAAAAAAAACUUCAUUUUCGAACUUAAAUAAUAAUGUCGACGAAAAUUGUGUUAAGAGGACGACGUCGCCUACUUCUAAUAAUAGAGAAGUAUAUAAUUCAUUUUCAAACAAUACUGAUAAUGUUAAAGAAAAUUUUGUUAGGAGGCCCCUAUUAAAUAUUGAAUAGUAGCUUUAGUAGAUUCUGCAGCUAAAGGCUGUAUUGCGGGACACUCACUACAUACUCUCCUUCGGUCAAAAGGAUAUCCCCUGCGUCGUGUGUCGCGUAGUGUUAAACUCGCUGAUGGUGAAACCAAGGUUAUGGACUUGCUCACUACUAACUUAGAGGUCACACUCGUAAAUAGGAAAUUUUCAGUGGAAUUCCUUAUUUUUCCCGACGCCUCCGACAACGAGUCCUUACUGGGAAUAGAUUUUCUUGAAAAAGCAAAUCACGUGUUCGACUUCGGUUGUUCUAUGUGGUAUUUUUCUGACGAUAAAUGUAGAAAAUUUCAACUGUCAUUUGAACCUGUCACUCGUCGGCCUACCUACGCUUCAUUGGAUCUUCUGAGAGAAGAUGAAGGUUGUGGUCUUAGUGAUGAUAAGCGUUCAUUACUUUCACAGCUGUUAACAACCUACGAGGAUGUGUUUGCUGAAAAUGGUGCACCAACGGAUUUCGCAGAGCACGCAAUCAACACAGGCGACCAUGCACCCAUAGCUGUCCCACCGUACCGUCUUACUCCUGCUCGUCGUCAAACCAUGCAAGAGGAGAUUGACAAGAUGUUAGCUGGAGAUAUAAUAGAGGACUGUGAGUCAGCAUGGGCAGCACCAGCGCUACUAGUACCAAAACGGAACGGCGGUUUACGUUUUUGCGUCGAUUUUCGAAAUUUAAACAUAUUAAAUAGACAACAUGAAGAAAGGACUAAUACUACAAUAAACAAUGACUUUGUUGAGAAUGAGUGUACCACUCCAACAAUAAACGACACUGUGCCAGUUGUAAACGUGUCAGACAUGCAGCAGCAGCAGCAGCGAUCUGAUGACAAUAUUACCCAAAUUCUGCAAGCCAAUCAAACAUUGCUUCUCAAUGUGCUACAAGUCUGUACCUCAUCUCUAGAAAAUCAAGCUGUACUAGCAGAAAAAGUGGACGCCUUAUCGGAUAAUCUAAAUAAAAGUGGCAGCCGUGGUAAAGAAAUCAAAGUGGCUUUGAAAGGCUAA
Molecule: messenger RNA, 1444 nt
Organism: Plutella xylostella (diamondback moth)
Lineage: Eukaryota; Metazoa; Arthropoda; Insecta; Lepidoptera; Plutellidae
Source: RefSeq, a predicted model, not a curated record